GUUUCAUCCGGCAAUUCUAUUUUUACUUGAAUUUCUUGUCUAAAUUGCUUAGGAGCAUCAUCAAGUUACUUGCAUUGACCCGUAGUUUUGAAUUUUGAUGGGCUUCCUUGUAUCUCUUGUCCUUUUUCUCAUUUUGCUUUAUAGCUAAGUAGAAUAGGUGAUAUCUUAGUUCCUGUUUACUUAUCUUAUGAAGCUGUGUCCUAUAUCAGCCUUCUGGUUUAACUUGCCAUCCUUGUCAUUUUCUAAUAUGUUCUUUAUUGUUCAUCAUUUUCUAAUUGCUUAAUCCACUUAUAAAUCUCCCAUCUUUGGUAGCCUUAGGGGCACGGGCAUACAGAUUGAUGCAAAGGACGAUCUAUUUAGCCAUUGUUCACUGAUUAAAAGGUUGUCAACAUGGUGAGCUUACGCAGACGCAGACUCCUGGGACUCUGCUCUGGGAAGAGUUCCUUUUUGACUCCACUUCCUAAAUUUUUUGAUAAUGGAAAUGCCUCUGAAAGUUCAAGCCAAAAUGCAAAAUCAGUUAGUGUGCAUUCCAUGCCCUCUGAUUCUAUCAACCACAUGCAAUGGAAAAGCAUUGCUAAGGUUAGCUGUGGAUCACCAAACAUCUCUGGUUCUGGUUCAUCAAAAGAGCAUCAUAAUCAACCUUUUGUAGAGCAACCGAUCAAACGAAGGAAGCGACACAGAAGGAAGCAUGUUUCAAAUCAAGAACCUUGCUUAAUGAGGGGUGUAUACUUCAAAAAUAUGAAAUGGCAGGCUGCGAUAAAAGUUGACAAGAAACAGAUUCACUUAGGCACUGUUGGUUCACAAGAAGAAGCUGCCCGCUUAUAUGACAGAGCCGCUUUCAUGUGCGGAAGGGAGCCUAACUUUGAGCUUUCGGAGGAGGAAAAACAAAAGCUUCGGAAGUUCAAGUGGGAAGAGUUUUUGGCAUAUACUCGCCAUUCAAUUACCAAUAAAAAGUACAAGCGAAGGCUCGGAGUCGGACCACAGAAAAGCUCUGAACCUGCAAUAGAGGAUGGUCAGUGACUGGGAACA
Molecule: messenger RNA, 1029 nt
Organism: Hibiscus syriacus
Lineage: Eukaryota; Viridiplantae; Streptophyta; Magnoliopsida; Malvales; Malvaceae
Product: ethylene-responsive transcription factor-like protein At4g13040
Exons: 6
Coding region: 391-1020 (209 amino acids)
Biological process (GO): regulation of DNA-templated transcription
Molecular function (GO): DNA binding; DNA-binding transcription factor activity
Source: RefSeq, a predicted model, not a curated record